This is a messenger RNA of Paramecium octaurelia, 356 nucleotides long. NCBI's taxonomy places the organism in Eukaryota, Ciliophora, Oligohymenophorea, Peniculida, Parameciidae. The record is from the annotation of a GenBank genome assembly.
AUGUAGAAAUAUAAGAAAAAUUAAUCAAAAUAAACACAAUUUAUUUUACGCUCAGUUAGUAAUCUAUCCGAUAUAGCAUUAACUAAUUUGAGAGUUAAAAUUGCACCAAGAUAAUUUGGGCUCCAAAAUUUUUAAAAAAGAAAAACAUCUAAAUGAAUUGGGAAACAUUUUUAUUCACAAUAAUAAUAAAUCGUAUAUUUGGGUUGAUUAGAGAAAUAAUAUACAACAAGUCAAAAUUUUGAAAAUUAAAUUAGCCUAUUUUUAGAAAUAAUUUGAUAAGUAAAAAAGGAAGUAAGGAAUUCAAAGUAGAUGGUAGCAUAAAUAGAUUGGGAAAGAAACAUUAAAAAAUGAUAAAC